AUGUCUACCAUACCCACAUUGACGUUGAACGACGGUAUCAAAAUACCCAGGAUCGGAUAUGGUUUAGGUACCGCAAAUUAUGGGAGUGAAUGUGCUUCUCAAGUGGUAUCAGCCCUCAAAACGGGUUACAAUUAUAUCGAUUGUGCUCAGAUGUACGCCAAUUCCAAGAGUUUCGGAGAAGGUUUUGAGAAAUUCGGAGGAAAGAGAGAAGAUGUUUUUGUAGUUCAGAAAUGCGGUAAAAACGGUACGGAGAGUCAUCCUAGAAAGAUAUUGGAGGGUCUGCUCAAAGAUAUGAAAACCGAUUAUGUCGAUCUAUACCUCCUUCAUUCUCCUCUCCUUACUAAACCCCUUUCCCUCUCCGAAGCGUGGAAAGUGAUGGAAGAGCUCAAAGAAGAGGGUCUAGCGAGAUCGAUCGGAGUAAGCAAUUUCCGUGAAGAGGAUAUCCUGGACAUUGAGAAGACCUGGAAGGUAGCUCCGAGUGUCAAUCAGAUCGAAUACCAUCCAUACAAUUUCCAUGCACCCAAUGUUCAAAGACUUCUAGGUGUAAUGAAGAAGCACUCCAUCCAUGUCGAAGCUUAUGGUCCUCUCACUUCUUUGACUGGUGCGAAGGGUGGUCCAGUCGAUGAAGUGGUCCAAGAAAUUGCCAAAUCAAAGGGUAUAGAGGAGUCUCAAGUAUUGUUAAAUUGGGCAUUACAAACUACUGGUGGUGUCGUCGUAACUACAUCGACUAAUGAGCAGAGACAGAAACUUCAACUUGAAGCUGUUACCAAGGAUAUCACUUUGACUGAAGAUGAGAUUAACAGAAUCUCGGAAGCUGGGAGAAAGAAAUUCUUUAGAUAUAGGAUGACAGAUGUAUGGGACGCUGCUAAGCCCUAG
Molecule: messenger RNA, 876 nt
Organism: Kwoniella botswanensis
Lineage: Eukaryota; Fungi; Basidiomycota; Tremellomycetes; Tremellales; Cryptococcaceae
Exons: 8
Coding region: 1-876 (291 amino acids)
Cellular component (GO): cytosol
Molecular function (GO): aldose reductase (NADPH) activity; oxidoreductase activity, acting on NAD(P)H as acceptor
Source: RefSeq, a predicted model, not a curated record